UCUAACUGUUGCCUACCGCUGCUGAAGGAGGGGACUGGCUGUUUCCAUCCAAGCAGUGAAGCUCAUGAAGCUCCUUGCCCCCUACUCCUACUGCCUGUGAAGGAAGGGCAUCACCAGGGCUGUUCAGUCAGACUGUCAGUUGGCAUCUCAAGAUCCGGAGUAAGAGCCAUCCCUGUCAGCGAACCAUGUGAGCAGAGAACCAAGAGCAGAGGAGAAGAAAGUACACUUGGCAUGUCUGUUGCUGAAAAGACAAUAUCCUGACACCAGUAAUAAGACAGCAAAUCUUUUCUGCACAAAUUCCGUUACCUGGGAGGAGAUGUUCCUAGAUAAAUCACCAGCAAGCUUGUGGUCUGAACCAGCUGCUCUAAUGCCUAGUCCCAACACCCCUGCCUGCUCUGAAAGAAAGCCAAUUUUUUGACUGUUCCUAAUGAGAAACUCAAAACUCCAUACUCCUUAAGCAAGUAUCAAUAGCCCUGGAUUAGGAGAGAAGAGAUUCCCCCAGCAGUCUGACAAAACAGAAAACAACCUUCCCCAGCUCAUACAAGGAUAAAUCACCUGCUGUGGGAGAAGCUGGCAGAAAGCUGACUCAGUUUGUUUGGAAAACAGCACUUGCAGAGACCAAAGCUGUGCAAACCUUUGCAGCUCAGUUUGAGAGAAGGACCAAAGCUUUUCACGUACCAAAGGAGAUGACCUACCAAAAGAAGGACCAAAGCAUUUUCAGGACAAAAUGAAAGCCAGAUGGCAAUGUAAAACACAAGUCUCUAAUGCUUGUUGUCAUUCUAAUAGCAACUUGCAAAAUGAUUUGCAAAGGCCUGUCUCAUGCAGUCUGCUUGAAUAUGUGAACCAGCAGUCUUGAGACCAAGAGGAUGGCGCAUUUCUUGCUGAAGCCAUUGUGCCAUCUGUCCUAAGUUUUGUCUCUUGACCUCCUCUGUAAGUUUGGUGAGGGAAGACAGGAAAUCUGAGGGUAAAUAAGCAAAAUGGACCAAAGCUGACAGAGAGCAAUGACUGAGAUUUAUUUCAAAUUCCGUGGAAACCUGACUGGCCGCGUCCACUUUCCAACUCUGGCUACAGAAGUAGACACAACAGCAGAUAAAUAUUCCAGCCUCUACGUGUACGUGGGAUUGUUUCUAACGCUACUGGCUAUCCUUCUCAUAUUGCUUUUCUCCAUGCUCUUGCGCCUGAAGCAUGUUAUUUCCCCAAUCACCACAUCUCCAGAGAGCACUGAGAAUGUCCAGCAGUUCACAGAUGUGGAAAUGCACAGCAGGAUUCCUACCACUUAGAGGCCCCAAAGCAAAGAGGGCUCUGUGCUUGUGAAACAUGUUUUGUUCAGCCAAAUGGUGGUGGAAAGAAUGUCUGCCUGCCUAUUGAGCCCUACAACUUAUUGCACAACCAUCAACAGCAGCACAGAGCAUAUGGAGAGUGUCACUCAACUCAGACUGACUGGGACCCACUAGCUGUUGACACUACAGGCAAUGUGUGUGCAACACCCUCAACAAAAUUUACGUUACAGAAACCUACUGCCAUCAGGAAAGACUCAUAUCCCUUUAAAAGCCCUUGCAGAAAAUGGUAAAAGCCACAAUAAUGACAGGAAAAACCCCAGAGAGACACGUAGCAGAAUGUGUCCUGGAGCCCGUAUUUGCUGACCUAUCUCUCUGCCCUUAAAUUCCUUGCUUAUAAAAAGAGUUGAAUCAACAAAGUAAACUGGCUUAAGUGGAAAGAGCCAACAGGAUACAUACAGAAAUUAUCAGUGGUUUGGAAAUUCUCAGGCAUUUCUCCCAUUCAAGAAGGAAAACCUUAAACUGCUUUUUUCCCACUUGAAUGGCAGAUUUACACGAUGGAAUUUCAGAAGUAUACAAAUGUUUCAUCACCUGCUGGAACUAUGAGUUUCUGACAUUAAAAACCCUACAGUGGAUAGUUGCAUUCCAGAUAUCACAAAGACAGAACUUUUAAAAGAGGAAAGAAAAUAAAGAUAAAAUUUAACAAAGGUUUAAAAUAAAAAGAAAGCAUCAGCAGGAAAUGAGCAGCAGGAGAGGAAAAAUGUUAAAAUACACUCUACCUCUCUUCUUUUAUUCCCCAUUACAUUAACUGAGCUGAAUAUAAACAUAUUCAUGCCUUUCAGCCUUCCCAGUAUCACUCAGUAACUAAAAUGCAGUAUAAAGUCUGUGAGUCAAUGGACAUUCUUCUCCUAAGAGAUUCAAAUUCAUAAUAACAUUUCCUCUCUUAUCCAUGUUGGGUUUUCUUUCUCAAAAGACAGACCGGUUCUUCCAAAGCUUUUUUAUUUGUUUUCCUCCAAAGAAAGCUGAAGAAAUGCCAGGGCCUGGCAUUGCAAUAAUGAAUAGUGUGAACAGCUCUGGACAUAGACUAGUAGGGAACAUGCAGAUGGAAAGUAAACUCACUGAGCACUAAAAGAUAGGACUCAAUCCAAAUACCCUGGUGGAUCAUUUGGAACUUAAAUUUAUGAAACAACAAUCUGAUCCAAUCCUCCUACCUAUGAACGAUGUAUAGAGAUUGACUUUGCUUCUGUGGAUGGGAAAGGUGGAAUCAAAUAUGGCAUAUCACUUCUGGGAGAGCCACUGCCAGAGCCACUGGCUCAAGAAAAACCUUGAGCGAGAUUGCUUCACCUAUAUCUCUAAAGGGCACGAAUUUUACCCAGCUUACCUUCUUUAUUACAGUCUAAUUCUAGUUUAGUGAUAAAAUCCCCUGGUGCUUUCCACAUUUAUAUACACUUAUUUGCCAAUUCUCUCUCCAAGGGCUUGGAAAGUGUAAACUCCCCACACAAAACCAGUGCUAAAAUUAGAGAAGACACUGACUCCAUGGACUUGUGAUAGUAACAAGAAACUGUUUCUCAAAUGCUUUGUGAACAACAGGUCUGUAUAUGGGUGAGCUGUUUGGACUAGGAAUAUGGCUUUUACAGGUGAUUGUGUAUGUGGGGGAGCAGAAUGAUAAGUAAUGUCCAUACUGGAUACAGUUGGUCCAUGGGCAGGACUAGUGUUUUUCUUACUCAUGUAUUUAGUACAAAGCCAUUUAAAAACUUCUUCCUUAUAUUGAAUAACACCCUUUAUACUCCACUAACACCCACAUAAGCAGGUUUAACCUAUAAAAUAGCACAGUGACUGUGUUAGGGAAUACAGCAAACAAUGCACUCUCAGCAAUAUCUCCCCAUGCCAUGCUUGGCUGUGUUUAUCUCAAAAAGAAGACAGAAGGCAGGUUGCCCUCAAGCGUUCUGCCAUGGGGACAAGACACAGAUAUCACCAGGCAGGAUGGUGGCUUCACACCUGACCUAAAGGUUAGCUCCUCAAGGAGUGCUACUCUCAGUACUGCACAAGAGCCCAAAUUCUGUGUGAUGAUUUGGACAUCAGUCCAGCUAGGACAGACGGCUACUGAGUUCAUCAACGACAUUUAAAUUUAACAAAAAUCUAUUCAGAUCAAGUUGGCUUGGUGUGUGUCAUUCAUUCAGCCAUCAUGAGGCAGACUAGCCCUCCCAAUUUUCUUGAUGUGCCAUUUGAAAGCUACAACUUAGACUGUAAAUGUUCUAACAUACUAAAUCAGCAACUAAACCACAUUAGCCUUACAGCACGACUAUCUGUGAAAAAGCCUUAUUUCCAAGAAGCUGCAGGAAAGAUUCAAAUAUUGACAUAAAAUAUCAAACCUACUAAUGGAAAAAGACAGUGUCAUCUGGGUUAGGAUCCAAAUUCUUAUUGCUCUGAUCUCAUCUGAAAAGCCCGCCAGAGGCAGGCGUCAAGACUCUGUUUCUUUCCUUCAUACUAAAGUGUGUUAAUUCAGAAGAGUCUCACAACCCUUUAAAACUUAUUCAGUAAAUAUACUGUAAAUAAGAGCAAUCACUUCAUAUAUCAUUACAUUAUAUCACGUUAUAACUUUGAGCAGACUCUGUAUUUCUAUAUAAUACUGCUAAGGAAAGCAGCCUUAUCAUCUAACACAAAAAUAGCAAGUUUUCCUUUCUAAAGCUUCGUUUCACGCAAAGUAUCUGUCCCACUUGAUACAUAUACAGUCCCAGAGGUAAUUAAAUACCUCACCUGUCUGUACAAUGCCAGCAAGUUUUAAAGCCUUUCUCAUUGAGAAACAGAAGAAUACCUUUUCCCCUUUUUCAGUCUCAUUUGUAAUGUCCAAGACCUGAUGGCUUUGAGAAAAGAGACUGUUUGGAUGCAUUGACCUGUGUUUGCUGAGCGGGCUUUAGUGGACUUGGGUAUUCUUUGGCUAUAAAGAGUGGUUAUUGGAACUUUUGCAUGGAUUUGAUGGAUCUUGGAAAACUGCAGGUGUCGCAUCCACUCCCUUCUCCUCCAGCAGUCUGUUCCCUUCCCACUUGUCCGUCUGCUACAGAAAAUUGGGUUUUUUUACAAAA
Messenger RNA from Chroicocephalus ridibundus (black-headed gull), 4360 nucleotides. RefSeq names its product serine rich and transmembrane domain containing 2 (gene SERTM2). Bases 1002 to 1280 code for a protein of 92 amino acids. Gene Ontology annotation, cellular component: intracellular membrane-bounded organelle. Lineage: Eukaryota; Metazoa; Chordata; Aves; Charadriiformes; Laridae. The record is from RefSeq and is a predicted model, not a curated record. The transcript is spliced from 2 exons.